GUUUAGCAGGUGUGGCUGUGGGGAGGGCGCGGGACGUAACGGUACCGGCGCCGUGGCGGGGCCGGGUCUGCCCGGCGGAGAGGAAUGCAAGCUUCAAAGAAUAAAAAUACAGAAAAGGCAGAACCAUUCUACAGGCUUUCAGUGCCAAAGCAGAAGACCAGUUCUGAGAUUAUAAAUGAAGCCAGAAAUGUUCUACGAACGCUAAGAACUCGGAGACCAUUUACACCUGCAGAGGAUCAAAGGAAACUUUUUGGAUCUGGAUCUUCACGAGCUCCUCAGAAUAGACCCCCUUCGGUUUUUAGUCUUCAUGCAUCCAGUUUUGAUUUGGCUGAAUCAAGACCAGUGUCAGGUGUUCGUCUGAACCCACUGGAUCAUAAACCGAUACUAGUCACUUUUGCAAAAGAUGAAUAUUCUUCCAUUUCCUUUCCAAAGCCUCCUGCUGAUGCUGCAGAGGUUAGAAAAGUCAGUAGUGCUCGGGCGCGCUUAUUUAGAAGAACUUCUCAUGGGAGUUUCCUUUCUGCUAAAAUGGCUCCUCAUCAUCAGAAUGAAGAGAAGCUAGAUUCUGAAGAAACAGCUAUGAUGAGUAAUCUUUGCAGAAGUAAUGAUAACUGCUUAGCAGAGCAAAGGUCAUACACACCAUUUAAUGAUGAAAGUAGGCAAUUAAUUUGUAAUGAGCAUAUCAGCAGCUUGGAGAGGGGAGACUUCCUAAAAGGGACAGCAGGAAAUUUUUUAUUUCAGCUGAGAGGAGAAAGAAGUGUCAACAGUGAUGGCAGAUUUGCUGAUGAAGAGCAACAGUUUCCCUGUGACCAGAUGAAAAAGCCUGGCACAAGUUCAUCAUGGCGAAGGAGUACAGGCUGGAAGACAAGACUAACAGGUUUAGAGAUUGAAACAAGAAUGAAUGAAUCAGAAGAGGAAGAAAUCUUUUGGCAUAUAAAGAUUCUACCAAUUCUGCAUGAACUGGAAAAAGGAGACAAUAUAGAAAAUCUUUGUCUGGCUUGCACCAAGCUCUAUCAAGCCUUAAAUGAAGGAAACAUGCUUGGAAAAAGAUUUAAAAGAAGAAGAGUGCUUCUCAAGACAUUAUAUAAACUUGUAGACAUUGAUUCAGAUCCACUUUGCCUGAAGCUGGCAAAGAUUAUUCUGGCUAUGAAAGUGGAUGGAAAAAAUCUUCUCAGUGUUUGCAAGCUUGCAUAUAAAAUUUGCAGGAAUGAAAAAAAUGAUUACAUCAUUCAAAACGAUAGAUUAUUGGAUUGUUUGUUGGAGGUUCUGAGAACUGAAGAUCUACAAAAAACCAAUGAAGCACUCCUGUAUUGCAUGGGAGCUAUAAAAUUCAUGUCUGGAAACGCAGUACUCCUUAAUGAAAUGGUCAACAAAGGAGCUGUUGAAAUGUUUCUGCAAUUAAUGAAGCAGAUUAAUAAUAUAAAAGAAAAUGACACACAUUUCUCCAACUUGGGCCACCUAUUAGUCCAGCUGACAGCUACUUUGCGAAACUUGGCUGACUUACCUCCGGCAAGAUGCCAACUCGUUUGCAGUGGUGCAGUCUCUGAGCUCUUUGUGGCGCUAGAGCAGCGUAUGAAUGAUAGGGAUGUUUGCACCUAUAUUGUCAGGAUACUCAGCAAACUUUCUUCCUACAGUGACUUCUGCGCAGCUUUAGCGGACCGCUCCAGAUGUUACGUCUUAUUUUUAUCCCUACUAAACAAACACCAGAAGCAGCAGGAUUUGGUUAUCCGUAUCAUCUUCAUUCUUGGUAAUUUAACAGCAGAGAAUAACCAGGCCCGUGAGCAAUUUUUUAAAGAAAAAGGAAGUGUUAACACCUUGGUAUCAUUAUUCCAAACCUACCACAAACUUGAUCUGAAUGCACAGAAAUGGUACCAUGAAAGAGGAGGGGAAGGAAAAAACCACCCGAAGCAUCCUUCAGAGGCAGAAGAUGUUCUGAUAAAACUGAUAAGAGUGCUGGCCAAUCUCUCCGUUCAUCCCAGCGUAGGAGCAGCUCUGGCAGCUGCCCAUCGUGUUGUAGAAUUGCUUGUUACAGUACUAGAAUACAAGUCAGUAGAUGACUGUGAGGAGUUGGUCAUAAAUGCUGCAACAACAAUCAACAAUUUAUCCUACUACAAAGUGAAGAGUUCUGCUGUUCAAGACAAGAAGAUAGACAUUGCUCAAAUGCUGUUAAAGCUGUUAAUGAGCGACAAUAUGGAUGGAGUUGUGGAGGCUGUCAGAGUCUUUGGCAAUCUUUCCCAGUAUCAUGAGAUCUGUGACUUCAUCAUACAGAAAAAGAUAUACAAGUUCAUGAUUGCUUUACUUGAUGCCAAGAACCAAGAUGUCUGUUUUUCUGCCUGUGGAGUUCUGCUCAAUCUCACAGUAGAUAAGAACAGACGAGCUUUUCUGAUGGAAGAAGGAGGAAUUGGAAAGUUAGUUGACUGUUUACGAGACUUUGGGCCGGCUGACUGGCAGCUGGCUUGUUUGAUAUGCAAAACCCUGUGGAACUACAGUGAAAACAUCACAAGCGCAGCCUCAUGCUUUGGAGAAGAUACUGACACGUUGCUGGUGCUGCUCACAUCACUCUUAGAUGAAGAGCGAGCACUGGAUUACAGCCUCAACAGAGAUUUAAGGGACUGCCACAAACUGUAUUGGGAAAGAGAGUUCAAACCUGUGGCGGAAAAGCUUCUUGACAGAAUUCAAAGCCAUCGCUCCUUUCUUCCAACUGUGACUGUUACUCCAUUUUAAUCAGUCUUUUAUUUUUUUCUUUUUUUUUAUGUUAUAGCUUGUACAGCUUUAUGUUUCUAAUAUAGCUGUACAUUGCCAUUGGUAGCCACGUUGGAGAGCAUGGGAAGUUAAUUUUUAAAGAGUCAGUCAAGCCUGAUAUUUAUAUACCGGAUACUAUCUUUUGGAAAGCUUGUGUGAAAUUUUUGCAUGUGUAAUUACUUUUUACAAUAUAUUUGAGCUGACCAAGCA
Messenger RNA from Phalacrocorax carbo (great cormorant), 2949 nucleotides. NCBI's taxonomy places the organism in Eukaryota, Metazoa, Chordata, Aves, Suliformes, Phalacrocoracidae. The record is from RefSeq and is a predicted model, not a curated record.